AUCAAAAAAAACACAGCAAAAUAAACACCUACAAAAUAAACACAUACAAAAUAAACACAUACAAAACGAACACAUAGCAAAAAAUCGCUUGCAAAAAAUUUCUUGCAAAAAUCAAAACAAGCAAAAGAACCCCCUUUGCCAUCACGGCGUAAAGUAAGCGGGCAAAACACGCGCAACUCGCUUUGCUCAUUUUUAUAAGCAUAUAUAUGCCGCUCCCCUAUGGUUCUCUUUAAGCCAAAAUGAGUAGGAGCAAAGUUUUCUUUGAUAUUUCCAUUGACAACAAAAGUGCAGGAAGGAUUGUAUUCGAGCUGUUCAGCGACAUCACCCCUAGGACGUGUGAAAAUUUUAGGUCCCUAUGUGCAGGCGAUAAAGUAGGUUCCAAGGGAAAGAACCUACACUACAAGAAUUCCAUUUUCCAUCGAAUUAUUCCUCAGUUCAUGUGCCAAGGAGGAGACAUAACACACGGAAACGGAUCAGGUGGAGAGUCCAUAUACGGAAGAUCCUUCACUGAUGAAAAUUUCAAAAUGAAGCAUGACCAACCAGGUUUACUCUCCAUGGCUAAUGCAGGCCCGAACACAAAUUCGUCUCAGUUUUUUAUCACCUUGGUUCCAUGCCCAUGGUUAGAUGGAAAGCAUGUUGUUUUUGGAAAGGUCAUCGAGGGAAUGAACGUUGUUAGGUAUAUGGAAAAGGAAGGUGCCAAUAGUGGGUAUGUCAAAAGGCCAGUUGUCGUGACCAACUGUGGGGAGAUGUAAUGUGGAAGGAGGGCACUCAUCCAGGGAGUGUACGCAUGUGCUAAAUGUGUACAUAUGCGAUAGGUAUUCCGAGGGGGAGUCCGUUUCCCUCGCGCGAGGAACACACACCUCCUCGAGGAGGCAUGCCCACUCGGUUUAUCGCAAACGUGAGGGCAUUCCCCUUACGCAUACGAAGCUAUAUUGCUAAAAUGUUUAUAAAAGUCGCAAAUUUUUGAAUAUUUUAUGAGCAAUUUAUGCGCUAUGCGUACACCCCUCUUGCGUGUUUCCUCCUCAAAGCAUGUGCACAGCUAGCUGCGAAUGGGCAUAGCAUGUACACACAUACAUUCACACGUAUAUUCACACGUAUAUUCACGCAUAUCAUAUUCACGCAUAUCAUAUUCACGCAUAUUUUAUAUUAACACAUAUAUGUCGUUUUAUUUCCCGCCGCUUUGCACGCUUAAAAAGCAAGGCGCCUUAUGAAGAUUGUCGCGUAACGUUUUAUUAUUCAUUGAAAAGGUUUUUUCCAACGGCACUUUUUUCCCCAUAGCGCAUUUUUCAUUCAUUACCCAUUGCCCACGUAGAACAUCCACCCACCCAUGCAUGCCUGCAUGCAAACACGCUCAACACAGCCAUAUUUAAUCGCAUAAAUUAGCAUUAAAAGGAAAA
Messenger RNA from Plasmodium vivax (malaria parasite P. vivax), 1397 nucleotides. RefSeq names its product cyclophilin, putative. Gene Ontology annotation, molecular function: peptidyl-prolyl cis-trans isomerase activity. The record is from RefSeq and is a predicted model, not a curated record. The transcript is spliced from 2 exons. NCBI's taxonomy places the organism in Eukaryota, Apicomplexa, Aconoidasida, Haemosporida, Plasmodiidae. The coding region runs from base 240 to 752 and encodes 170 amino acids. Gene Ontology annotation, biological process: protein peptidyl-prolyl isomerization; protein folding.